This is a messenger RNA of Amorphotheca resinae ATCC 22711, 1557 nucleotides long. RefSeq lists its product as hypothetical. The record is from RefSeq and is a predicted model, not a curated record. Gene Ontology annotation, biological process: riboflavin biosynthetic process. The transcript is spliced from 17 exons. Gene Ontology annotation, molecular function: GTP cyclohydrolase II activity. The coding region runs from base 1 to 1557 and encodes 518 amino acids. Lineage: Eukaryota; Fungi; Ascomycota; Leotiomycetes; Helotiales; Amorphothecaceae.
AUGUCUUCACCGCCAGCUGACCAGACCCCCGUGAUGAAGGAGGUUCUCGAGGCUUUGAAAACCAUACAAAUCAACCAGGCUCAUCUGAGCUCCAGCGUCGACGCCAUCUCAGGCCGUGUCAAUGUCCUCUCAGGCAUGAAGGAGGUCAAUGAUGUUGCCAAAGCCGAUUCAUCAAGCACCAAGGAGUCUAAACCCGUUCCAAGCCACGAUGAAUCACAUUCUCACGAUGACACCAAAAUCCCCGAAUCUCCCUCCCUCCCAGCUACUCACGUCAAUGGCGACUCCCACUCCCGGAAAUCAAGUACUGGUGGUACUUCCAGAAUCAUCCUCACCACAUACCCGGGUCAAUCUGGCAUCGACCCCUUACCAAUGGACUGGGGUAACAAAGAUCCCCAGCAAAGAGGUCCUGUAGUUGUCUCCAGAAAUUCAUCCACGAUCCGUAGACGGAAUGCGCACGGCGGCUCGUAUUCAAUCUAUUAUGCUCUGGCAGUUGCCAGCAAUGAGAUCAAAGUAGACCACAAACCUGAUUUCACCAAUACCGAGCCAGCGGCCAACAUUGGCCCGCACCCCCAAUGGGCUGAUAAGAAGAAGAUUGUUUCCAUGGAUCCCCUGGGCCAUCUUUCACCAUGGCUUUUCAAAGACCUUAUGGAGAAGGAGAAUAUUGAUAUUAGACCAACAAUUGCGAUCACAAGAGCCCAUAUGAAGCUUCCAGAGUUAGAACAAAGCGUUAGGGAGGGCCGACUAGUACCAGAUGGUAAGGUUUGCUUGAACGAGUCAGGUGAGCUGGCUGUGACAAAAUUCGCUGUUGAGCCAGUCUGGUAUCUCCCGGGGGUCGCAGAGAGAUUUGGCAUUGAUGAGGGAACUCUCAGAAGAUCCUUGUUCGAACACACGGGAGGAUCCUACCCCGAGUUAAUCACCCGACCUGAUAUCAAGAUCUUCUUGCCACCGAUAGGUGGACUUACUGUCUAUUGCUUCGGUGACCCAGCAAAGAUGUCAGACGAGAAAGUUCGUCUGGCGCUGAGAAUCCACGAUGAGUGUAACGGCAGUGACGUGUUCGGCUCUGAUAUCUGCACGUGUCGUCCAUACCUCAUUUUCGGGAUAGAGGAGGCCGUGAAAGAAGCGCAGAAAGGCGGAAGCGGAGUUGUCAUCUAUUUCCGAAAGGAAGGCCGAGCGCUGGGUGAAGUAACAAAGUAUCUUGUGUAUAAUGCUCGAAAACGUGGUCUGGAUCGCGCUUCGGAGUAUUUCAAACGAACCGAGAACAUUGCAGGCGUGAAGGACAUGCGUUUCCAGGCGUUGAUGCCCGAUAUCCUUCACUGGCUUGGAAUAACCAAGAUUGACAGAAUGCUUAGCAUGAGCAAUAUGAAACACGAUGCAAUUGUUGGGCAGGGAAUCCCGAUCCAUGAACGAGUUGAGCUUCCUGAGGAAUUGAUUCCUGCAGAUUCGAGAGUUGAGAUAGAUGCGAAGAUUACAUCUGGUUAUUUCACCACCGGCCACCGAAUGACAGAAGAAGAGCUGGCCGCCGUCCAAGGGAGAAGCUGGGAGGACAUCGAUCAUUGA